Stylonychia lemnae is the source of this 1869-nucleotide messenger RNA. Lineage: Eukaryota; Ciliophora; Spirotrichea; Sporadotrichida; Oxytrichidae. The record is from the annotation of a GenBank genome assembly.
AUGAGGAUAGUCUUCAAGGAACUUGAUCUAGAUAAAAAUGGGAAGAUUGAUGCUGACAUUUUUAUCAAAGUUUGUAAAGACCAUGAAAUAGUAAUUAGUGAGGCUGACUAGAACUAUUUGAAAGCCAAGGUAGCCUACCUAAAUAAAGUCAACUAUGAGGAAGUGAUUAAAGACCUGGUACUCUUGAUAAAUGAGAAGUACUCUGAACUUUAACAUACUUCAGCAAAUACAAAUGAAAUUUUCUACUGGGUCUUGAGGUCAAACAAUCAGAAAUUAGUCGAUGGAAUAAAGAAUACAGAGCUUGCGCAGAACUAUCUUAGGCUCUUUAAGUUUAGGAAUAAUAGAAAUGCCAUGAAUCAACUCAGUAAAAGUCUAAUGAACUUCAAUACUCUUUAGCCUAGAUAAGAUAGACAUGCCUUGCAUCACAAUGACUCCAAAAAUGAGAAUAGGGACAGCUCUUCCAAUUAAAAUAACCAUAAUCACUCGUAGAAUUCUCAACACCCUCUUCAUCUUCACUUGAUAAAUCACUCAUUUAUGGCUAAUUUUGGCCCAGACAUGUAAAACACUAUUCAUAAAAUUGUGGGUAGUUCCACGAUUCACAAUGCUACUAAAGCCUAUGACUGGUCUAAGCAGAUAAGUGCUAUUUCCAAGAAGGUUAACAUUCUUAAGAAUAUAUAAAAUAAAAUGUAUAUCAAAUAAGCCUAAGGCACUGAAUAGAUUCAUUCUAAAAAAGAAAAGAUACGUAAAUACAUGAAAGAAAAUGAUGUGGAUAUAAUGCAUCUGAAUGCAAUCGAUGGUGCAUUUUUAGACUGUGAUGAGGAAAGAGCAGGUACCAUAACUAAGAAGGCUUUGCUAGAGAAGAUAGCUGAGAAUAAUCUGCAGUUCCCAGCUGAUUUCCUCUUCAAUCUGAUACAAGAUAUGCAAGAAGAUAGUGAUGAUUCCUCAGAAAAUGCCAUGCUUAAAUAUGAAAGCUUGAAGCAGAUAAUUGAGAUUUAUAACAACGCACCGAUUUUCUUAAAGGGUGAUUCAAACAAUUCUGAUAAUUUCAAACGGAACAUGGACACUAAUAAGGAUCUAUACGAUGAUUAUCAAAGAUUGGAUAGACUUUUGAAGUAUGUACAUGUGAGAAUAGAAGAGAAAUUCAAGGAUUUUAGACAUGCUUUCAGAUCAUUUGACAAAAACUUUGAUGGAGGUCUCAACUUUAAAGAAUUUAUCACUGGAAUGGAAGGAAUAGGAAAAUAGCAGCAUGAUUAAUUGUAGAAGGAGAAGGAAAAGUAAAGCUAGAAAUCAACAGCUAGCCAAAAACCUCCAAGACCAGCUCUAUCCUAACUAUCAAUCACAGGAUAAUCAUAAAAGGAGUCUGCUGCCAAAGCACAUCCAUUGUUCGGUGACGGGAAUAUACCUAAGAACAAGGAUGUAAAUAGCUUUUAGAGGGAUAUCUAGGACAUUACUCCAAUCAGAGCUUAUAUGCAGAAAAGAAUUCACAGUCCCUUUGACAGAAUGGGGAACUAAACCUUCGCCAGUUUUAAUGAUGCCUUCGGUAUCUCUUCCAAGAGAAAUCACGACAUGGUAGCUUUGCUCACUAACUCCUACUCUGAAAAUUUGCAUUAAAUGACUAUCGAAGAGCUGAGGAGUUCUGCCUCAAGGAAAACCCUCACUUCUAAAAAUACGAAUGCACAGCAACUUAGAGAAGCAGCAAUCAAAAGUAAGUACAAGCCAAUUCCCAGGAAAUCAUUUACCCCUACUCAUGGAGGAUCUGCCCCUUCAAUUACUCCUAUAAGAAAAAACAUUAGAAGGAGAUUUAUACUUGAGGGAUCAAAUAAAUUUUUGGAGUCUUCAGCUAAAAAGAAUUCAAUUACUGCUAGUUGA